Molecule: messenger RNA, 1674 nt
Organism: Colletotrichum truncatum
Lineage: Eukaryota; Fungi; Ascomycota; Sordariomycetes; Glomerellales; Glomerellaceae
Source: RefSeq, a predicted model, not a curated record
AUGUCGGGCUAUGGGAGGCAGCCGCUUACCAGGCGGUUAGGCAUCGCUAGAGACUCUAGGACGCGGCCACUUGAGACAGUAGUCGGUAACAAACCUCGUGACAUGCCCACGCCGGCUUCGGAAAUGACGGCGGAACAAAUCUCUGCACUGCCCGAAGAAGAUACUGAAUCAGAGUUCAGUGAGCCCGAAAGUCGUAAAACAGCUAAGGAUAAAUCCUCGUUGCCCGCAAAGGAUGAUCAUCCCAGCCUGCGCCGUCAGAGUGCCCAGAUGCACAAUAACAAUUCUGACUCGGAAGAAGAGCAUGUUGCCCGGAGGUCCCGGGCCGAUAUUCAGCCCUCUCGGUACUUUGGCACCUCCAAGCAAGGAAGAGAGCAAGCAAAAGCUCACGGCGCCUCUCAAGGCAGCAAAAAACGUUUUGGAGGCUCACAAACAACGAAUGCUGGGGCACCUGACAGCAAAAGGGGCUCUCCAGGUUUUAGUUCUCCGAGCCCUCCCUCUAAGAGAAGGAAAGCCGAGACAAGUCAGUUUGAUGAUGACGCUGAUCUCCGAAGCAUCAAACGACGACAAAAGUCUGCAAAUAGCUUCUCCAAGAGAGAAGUCAACCGGGCUAAGCAACCAGAACUUGUAGCAAAGAAGAGGAAAGAAAAGACUGCUGCGAAACGAGCAAAGAAAGCUCGCUCAGAGACCCCGGAAAAGAUACAGCCUUCGUUCAAGUCAUAUGACGAUGACCCUUUCGAUCAAUUCGAUGACAAAACAUCGCCGAGCAAGAUGAUUCAGCCAGCGUCGCCUUUGCUAUCUUCACCUUUAAAGAGCACACCGAAGACAUUCAAGGCACUUCCGUCUCUCAGCCCUGAUAGCUCGCUGUGUCAAACCGAAGGAGAAUUCCGGGAACCUCCUGCUUCACUUUAUGAGGUGCUACAGGUUUCUAGUAAUCCGCCAACGCACCCCCGCGAUCUGGUCACCAGCUCCGAUGGAGGCCCUAAAAAGUUGAGUGACCCAUCUGCAGAGUUUUUAGACUCCGAAGAGGAUAAAGAUGUUGGUUCCACUCCAAAGCAGCCUGUAAAAGCGCGUUGUCCCAUAUGUAAUGAAAUGGUCGACAAGGAGCUUUUGACUUCUUUCUCGGACGGCGCUCGCCUAAACAUACGCAAGCAGCUCCAGUUUUGUCGACUGCACAAGAGGAAGUCGGCCGAAGAGAUUUGGAAGACAAGGUGCUUCCCUGAGAUAGAUUGGGAUGAGCUCCCAACAAGAGUAUCGGACCAUUACGAUGUUCUCGAGGACAUCAUCAACGGUGGUGCCUCUCACUAUAGCGCACUUCUAAGUAACACGGUAAAGGAGGGCAAAAACCGGACCCUCUUGAAGGCAGAGGGCAGUCUGACGCCUGGCUAUUACGGACCGCGCGGACUACGAGCAUUAUCCGAGGGAAUCAUCAGUCGCUUUUCAUCAGUUCUAAGGAAACGAGCUGUAGAGGAUCGGUUGAUAUCUUCACGUGGGUACUCUAAUUAUGUGGAGUCAGUUUUAGUACCCGAGUUGGCAGUGCUGUUAAUCUGCGAAGACAUGAAAAUAGGACCUGAAGAGGCAAGAGACGUGCUUGAGGAAAGCAAAUGGAUCGGUGAUUUACUUCACGAGGAUGUUGGAGAUACGGUUGACCAUGUGACUGAUGAUGAGCUAGACUAG